AUGAAACUGCUUGGAGAAAACGAGACCGCGAAAAUCAACAGAAAGCUGUUGAAACCCCAGGUUGAACGGAGAAGAAGAGAAAGAAUGAACCGUUGUUUUGAGAGUUUGAGGAUGCUGCUCCUCCAGGGUCCUGAGCACCAGGCUCUGUCUCAACGCCGUGUGGAGAAAGCAGAAAUUCUGGAACACACAGUCCUCUUCCUACACAACUCCUCUGCUCAGACAAAAAGAACGACAGAUGAAAGAAGAGAGAGACACCCAUUUUUGGACGGCUUCUCCACUUGCAUGCAGGAAGCUGCUCGUUAUCUGCAGGAAGAGAAGGGUCUGGACGAUGCCUUGACCACGUCGCUACGGCAACGCAUGGCCUUCGUUUACUCCCCGCCCACCACGCCUGUGCCCGCUCAUGUUCAACCUGCACUGAGCAUGCCCAGAACCGAGAGCCAAGACUGCCAGCAACAGGUCUCCGACUGCAGGAAGCAUACUCACGCAUCUUCAUCAUUGUCUUCCUCAUCUCUGGGACUGCGGAAAGUUGUGCAUCCGUAUAGAGCCCCCCUGAAACAUGCAAAUCCCAACGCACUGUGUCAUCACUCAAACACCCAGUCGUCUGGUCGGCGGCCCCACUCCACUCAUCAGUCUGUGUGGAGACCGUGGCCCUGA
Molecule: messenger RNA, 654 nt
Organism: Chanos chanos (milkfish)
Lineage: Eukaryota; Metazoa; Chordata; Actinopteri; Gonorynchiformes; Chanidae
Gene: her7
Product: hairy and enhancer of split related-7
Exons: 3
Coding region: 1-654 (217 amino acids)
Biological process (GO): regulation of DNA-templated transcription
Molecular function (GO): protein dimerization activity; DNA binding
Source: RefSeq, a predicted model, not a curated record